Messenger RNA from Acanthoscelides obtectus, 205 nucleotides. The record is from the annotation of a GenBank genome assembly. NCBI's taxonomy places the organism in Eukaryota, Metazoa, Arthropoda, Insecta, Coleoptera, Chrysomelidae.
CUUGGCUACGGAUGUUGUGAUUGUCCGUAGGUGGUAGACGGUCUCUGACUGUUGAACGCGGAGGUACCACCCGGAGGAUCUCGUAGGCGGAGCCAGAAUGUGUGCAUGUUGCAUAAUCCGUGUGGCGUUCCCCCUUUCCCCUGUAUCCCCCAAUGGCCCCACGGUACCUAAUGGGUGUGUAGGCCUUAGGACUUCGUGGUAGUCG